AUGACACUAAAGCAAGAUGGCAUACCAAUUCCUAAUGGCAACUCUUCUCUAAUUGACGGUACAAAUCAAGAGGCUAAUAGUGUUUCUGAUAUAUGGAAGAGAACUGAAAAUACCGCUUACAGAUUUUGGGGCGAAGUGCAUUUGAAAACAUUAGGAUCACCAAAUCCUGAAGAGGAGCAGCGAAGAAUAUACAAGAGUCUGGAAUCGUCGAAAGAGGAAUUUGAUAAUGAAGUAAAAACCUUCACUUACGAUUUUGGACGAUUGAUGGCGUCGCGCGAUUACAUACAGCUAGCAGAGGACCUUGCAGGUUUAAAUAGCGAAACAUUUGGUCUUAUGAAAUCAGUUCUUCUGAAGGAACCGCAACAAUUAAACACUAUGAAAACCUAUUCAAACCGCUUACGCAUAUUCAAUAUCGCCGGUUAUAUUCAUGGUACACGGCGGAACAUCAUCAAGCUGCGUACGAACAAGCUGUGA
Messenger RNA from Didymodactylos carnosus, 474 nucleotides. Lineage: Eukaryota; Metazoa; Rotifera; Eurotatoria; Philodinida; Philodinidae. The record is from the annotation of a GenBank genome assembly.